Messenger RNA from Lineus longissimus, 7064 nucleotides. Its product is annotated as ATPase family AAA domain-containing protein 5-like. NCBI's taxonomy places the organism in Eukaryota, Metazoa, Nemertea, Pilidiophora, Heteronemertea, Lineidae. The record is from RefSeq and is a predicted model, not a curated record. Gene Ontology annotation, molecular function: DNA binding; ATP binding; ATP hydrolysis activity. Gene Ontology annotation, cellular component: nucleus. The transcript is spliced from 18 exons. The coding region runs from base 183 to 6395 and encodes 2070 amino acids.
UGGGUCAAAGGUGAAAAAAUAUUUAGCGCCAUUUUCCAAUUUCUGAUUUGUUUACAUUCGUUCUGAGAGAUAAAAUCACUAAAAUAAGCUGUAACGAUGAUCACAACCACAAACAACCAUAUCGAGUAUGCAUAAAAGCAGUCUGAAUGUUGAUGUUGAUGAAGUGAUCUAAUCAAAAACAAAUGCCUGGCAUCCUGACAGAAUCCCGGAACUGUUGCACUCAUUCAGAUGUCAAAAUGGAAGGGGAGCCUGUGGAAACAGAAAAAGAUGUUGGCAUGGAGAUGGCCAGUCCGAAGAUUACAGAUUACUUCCAAAAGACACAGCUUACUUCUCCAAAGCCAGCAAAGGGUUUGCUCGCAUUUUUCUCACCAGCUAAAGGAAAGCUGAAAGAAGGGGCAGAAGUGAAAGACCAGGAUAGUGCAUCUUCAUGCGGACAGAGUGAUAAUAGUUUUACUAAGAUUCGUCCGACGAAAUCGUCAGGUACUGAGGGGAGGGUCGUCUCUGAGAAUUCAAAACCAAAGGGUAAAAAGAGGAAACCAGAGGAAGAAACACGCUCUGACCCUAAGAAACGGCGGAAAGAAAACAUAGCUGAUAAUUCCUUGGAUGAUUUUGAGGUACAUGAAGAUACUUCAAACCAGGGAAAAGGCGUAAAUGGCAGUAAAAAAACCAAAAGUGUUAAGAAAUUGAAUAAGAAAGACCUCAUAAAAGUUAAUGGUUCUGAACAGAAUGGUGAAGUGAUAGAGGGCUCUGACGGAAAUGUAGAGGGAUUUGGUUGUCCUGAAGGAGAAUCGUCUGAAGUUGCAAAAUCUAGAGUUGUAAAACUACCGAGUUUGGAACAGAAGGAGGCAGUUGAUGACAGUGUUGUAUCAAUGUCUUAUUGGGAGUUCAUUAGUGAUAUGAUAGAUGGUAAAGAGAAUGAAAAUGAUGUUGAAGAUACCAAAAGUGACUGUGUUGAUAAAAAAGCAAAAGAUACAAACACUGAUGGUGGUAAGGCAGAUUCUGAAAUAAGUGGGACUGAUGUCAAAGUUGAGAGGCAGGUUGUGACAAUUUCGGAGGAGAGUGUUGAGCCCACUAUAAGUGAAGAAAAAGGUGCAAAAAAUGUGCCUGAGAAUUGUUCUAAAGAUUCUGGAGAUGAUUUUGUUGAUGCCAAUGUGAAAACAAAAGUGAAUUCUUCAAAGGAUGUUGGGGUCUCCAGAGGUGGAGAGAAAGACAUUGUGGAUGGGGAUAGCACCAAACUAAAAUGUAGGAAGCCCCAAGAGAGGAAAAAAGUUGCAGCGGAGGAUUCCACUUCGGAAGCAUCUACUGAGCAGAAAGAGCAGAAGGGGAACAAAAAGAAACUGGGAGCAACCAAGAUUGAUGAAUCGAUGGCUGGGGAUGAUGAACCAAAAAAGUCAGUCGGUAUCGCGAAGUUCUUUGUAAAGAAGGAUUCUGAGAGUGUGGUGAAAGCUGAUGUUCAUUCGUCUCAGUCUUCUUGCCCGGAAAUUGUCUCUGUGACAGAAAGACGGAGGUCUUCUUCAAAUGUUGUUGUCAAUUCGUCAGAUUCUGAUACAAUUCAGGAACUGGGAACCUUUGCGCUGACCCCAGGUAAGGGCUGUGAAUCUGAUGAUGAAGUUCAAAGCCCUAUCGAGGUGAAGUAUCCUGACUUCUUCUUUGGGAAAAAGUCAGGCAAGAAGGCCCAGGAAACUAAAGGGCCCGAGGUUGAGGAGAAACAUAUGGAAGUAGAGAAUGUCCAACCAGAGAAACAAACAUCUGAGGAAUGUUCGGCCCAAGAGGUUGAGAUGACGUCUGCUGUCCCUUCAAAGCCAGCAGAAGAGAUUUUGAUCGAUGAUUCGAAUGAGGGAGAAAGUCCUCCAGUUUUCACCAGUCCUUCUGUGCCUGCCGGGAAAAAAGCUAAGCAAAUGACAUUCAAUUUUACGGGUGGAAAUUUCAGAAUGGAAAAGGCAGAAAAGGAUGAGAAUACAUCUGUGGUAACUGCUGGUUCUAGUACAUCUGAUAAUGAAUCCAAUACGGAAGUGGUAGAAGAGGUUGUUGAGGUGAAAGCAAAGAAAAAACUUUCAGGUUUCUUCACUUCCACUCCUAAUGUCACGAACGCUAAAAAGAAGGGAGCGAAAGUGGUGAAACUUGAAAAAGGUGGGAAAAGAAGGAAGGAAAAGGAAUGUGAGGAAAGUACUGAAGAGGAUGAGGAAGAAGUUGCAUGUAGAAAAGGCCAGGCAAAGAAAAAACCUGCAGGGCGGAAAGGAAAGAUGAAACGUAAGGAAACAACAGGAAAAGGCAAGACUGUUCCUAAGGCAGAGACGCCUGGUGCUGCAAAGAAGGGUAAAAGAAAGAGGGUUGCUGAAUCGCCGGAAUUAAUUGCAAUGCCUGUUGCAAAGAGAGAGAGACCUAGGAGAGCCUUGCGAGGAGUGUACCGUGCCACCAUGCUUGAUGAAGUCAAGAGUCCUCUGAGAAUGAAAUUGACCAGAACUGGAACCAAAUCUUCAACCAGCACAAGUACUGAUGAGACUCCACUCAGAACAAGGCAGUCGACAAGGAGUGCUGUAAAGAGUAAUGAGAGUAAAAUGACUGCUGCACAGUAUCUCCUUCAAAAAGCUAAAGAAAAUAAAGCUCAGAAAAUAAGUGACAAGAAAGGGAAGGGUACAUCCUCAAAGACUAAAAUUCCGGCCACUAGAUUAAAGAACUCGGGGAAAGGCGUUAAGCCGACAGCAAAGACGAAAAGAAAAUCUGAUGAAGAGAACCGAAAACCUGGUAAAAUGAGGAGAAUGUCGAAAAAUUCUGAUGUCAGUGUUGUUGUGUUGGAUGAUGGCGAUGAUGGUGAAAAGAAGGGGAUGAAAAAAGGGGUUAAAAAGGGAGUGACACCAAGGAAAAAGGCUGCACUGAAGAGCCCUUGGAAGGGAACUCCUAAAAAGAAAGGGAAAGUUGCUCCGAUGUUCAUGUCAAAGAAAGACAAAGAGGCUGCUGCUGCAGAAGAAUCUAAAGAUGUUGAAGUCAUUGAAACGCCAGAAAUGAUUGAGUAUAGACGAGUGCGGGAAGCUAUCGUGAAGAGUGGGAUAUCGGAUGACAUCAGACAACGCCUCAAACAAACCGAGGAAGUCUCAACCGUUUCCUUUGACUGGCCACCUCUGCCUGAUAGACACAGUAACCAUGUCUUACAAAAGUCUGUUGAGACAGGUGGAAGUGAUGUUUGGAAUCUUCCCUCCCAAAGCAUUUCUGUGAAGGCUGUUACCCCACAGGUUGAUAAGACAUGUCCGUCCUUUGCCUUUCCCUUUGAGAAGAGUUUGCAGAGUUCCGUCAGGAUGCCAGAGGUUAUUCGACCUGAACCAUUUUCUCCUGAGAUAGUUCAAGGCCUUCUUGCUGAAGUGAGAGAUAAUAAUCCUGGUUUCCCUGUGAGAAAGAUGUACAAGAGUCUUGUUGCCAGGAAACAGACAAGCGAGGAAGAGGUUGUGGAAAUAGUUGGUGCAGGUCAAGGCGAAGUAACUAUCAUCAGUGAUUCAUUACCUAAAAUUGCACAAAGAGAUGAGAGGAAGUUGUCCGAUGAUUCUGUGAUUCUGAUUGAUGAAAUAAAUGAGAAAAAAGUCAGCGAUACAAAGAAAGGUGGCAAAAAGAAAGGUCAGAAGAGGAGAAGUGGACGCCUGAGCCGCGGUAAGAGUAUGGAUGAGGCACCAGAGGAAAUGGAUGUGGGUGAGAAGGAGGCCAAAGAUACCAAAGUAGAAUCAUGCGAUAAUGGAGUUCAAGGGAUUGAUACUGAUAAAAAAGAUGAAAAGUCCACCAAGAAUCUUGCAUGGACUGACAUGUAUCAACCCCGUAGUGCUUUGGACAUCAUUGGGAACUCCAACUCGGUGAAGAAACUGAAGAAUUGGCUGACAGAGUGGAAAGAACGGGUCGAUCGGGAGGCGAGAAAGCAAAAGAUCCUCGAGCGAAAAGAGGCGAGGAAGAACAAGAAUAAGAAAGGUAUUGAAUCUAACUCGAAAUGGUUGAUGGAUGAUGAGAGUGAUUUUGAACUGAGCGACAUGAGUGAUAAUGAUUAUGAAGAUGACAACAUCACCAAUACGAUGCUGCUGACGGGACCACAUGGAAUUGGAAAGACUGCUACAGUUUAUGCUCUGGCUCAUGAGCUUGGCUACAAGGUGUUUGAGGUGAACUCUUCAUCGAGGAGAAAUGGCAAGCAAGUCAUGUCACAGUUGUUGGAGGCCACGCAGUCCCACCAUGUAUCAAAAGCUAACCUUGGUGGUGGAACACCGACGACACCGAGCAAGCCUAAUCCCUUUGCUGCCAAAACGGUGUCUGUUCCUGAACCUGUUGAUGACAAGUCUUUAUCUAAAGCUCCCACCAACUUCUUCAAUAUGUUCAACAAUAAACCUGUUGAAUCUGCUGCUACCAAAAAGACAGGCGAAGUUGACCAGCCAAAAAAGAAAGGUGCUAAAUUGCCUGCCACUCCUGAAGCUACCAAGAAGAGGGGUCGAAAAAAGGCUGAAGUGACCGAAAAAAUGGAGGUGAAAGUUACACCUAAAAAGCCUGGGAGAAAACGAAGAGCCGAUUUGAUUGAGGAGGUUUCCAGUGAGAAGAGCAGCAGUAGGAAAGAGAGCAAGAGUAAGACUCCAAAAUCAAAAGGGAAAAAAGAAGUAAAGGAGGAAGUUACAGAAGUCAAGAAACCAGUCGCCAGCAUCUCUCUUAUUCUGUUUGAAGAGGUUGACAUCGUAUUCGAAGAUGACAAAGGAUUCAUUCUAGCUAUCCAAUCGCUGAUGUCCAUGACGAAGAGGCCUAUGAUCAUGACUACUGCUGAUCCACGAGUCGCUUGUCAGUUUGAAGGAUUCUUUGAGGAGCUGUUUUACAAGAAACCUUCUGUAGUGAGUGUAGCAAGUUACCUCCAAGUUUUGUGUCUGGUAGAAAGUAUACGAACCGACCACAGGGAUGUGUUGUCAGUUGUAAAUGCUUGUAAUGGUGAUGUGCGACAAAGUUUGCUGUUGUUACAAUUCUGGAUAGUCUCUGGGGGCGGGAAAGAAAAAUCUGAGAAACUUCUUAAGAUGGUUUUGAAAAAAUCAGAUGAUUUGAAACGAGAUUCGCAGGAGUCUGAACCGAAAGAGGCAACACAUGAACGGAUGAAAUUACUUGAGAACAAAAUUGAUAGUGAGGAUGAAUUUGAAACAUUUACUAGGAGGAAAGGCCGACGUGUUGUGCCACAGAUUGAUAGCGAUUCAUCCAUGGAUAGUUGUAGUCUUACGCCCAAGAAAACGAAGCGGUUGAAACUCGGUAGGAAGAUGGACGCUAUUCAUGAGGACAGCCAGUCCACGCAGAUUAACGUCAUUGAUGACAGUCGUCUAGGAGAGGAGGUGUAUACUGAGAUCCAAGGUCCUGCAGUCCAUGUGGGAUUCUAUGGGAGUACGAUUGGACCUUCGGCACUGGUUACUGAGGAAAGUCAGAUCCAGAAAUGUCUCCAAGAAAAGCCAAAAGAUAGUACUUCCUUCCAGAAGCAAGUUGACCUUGUGAUGCACUACAACCAACGGCAUGAUUCGGAUUUGAUCACCAACAACUUACGUCAUCUUCUACCCUUACCAAGGCUGGUGGCUCCAUCUCCUUAUCAUCAGGUUUUGUCGGAACUGAAGUCGACUCGGAAAAGGUUCUCGAGGAUCAGGGCAGAUUGGUAUGACAGUGAGGACUCGCAGGAUGGAUUUGAAUCUUUGCAAAAACAAAAAGACAAUGUUGAGGAUAAUGUUGAUAAAACUCAGGAAGAAGCUAAAAAAAUGGAUGUUUUUGAGGAUACGACACCGAAGAAGAGUUUGACUGUGUUGCAUGCUUCGGUCAAAGCUUUAUCGAAAUAUUAUGAUGAUGUUUCAUUCAUGGAUGUGGUAGGAAGGCGAAGAGAGGUUCAUUCGGGACAUUGUGGUAAUGAGUUUUAUUUGAACUGUGGCAAUAUCAUUCCGGGAUUAGGUGAUGAGUUCAGCAAGUUUGAUCCCAAGGACUCAGAAAGUGGUGACGUUUUCGAUUCCAGUUUGACUUUUACUCUCUUGUCCAGUUUACACUGCUGCUGUGAUACAUUGACGAAAGUGAUGGGGAAGACAGAUUUGAGUGAUUCACAAGAAACUUUGCUGGAAAAGAUGACUCUGCCUGUUCAGGAUGAUGUAUUGUCAGUGAGGAGGCACUGUGACUUCGUCAGAAAUUAUAGGCAUUCAUCCGUGAAAAAAUGUGCCGAGACGGUUUCCCGAAAUUUACCAGUGUCUGUUCAGGGCCAGACUUUGGCCAUCAGUACGGACUACCUGCCUGCCAUCAGGACCAUAUGUAAAGCCGAGGAGAGCAAGGAGGCUGCAAAAAUUAAAAGAAGAUUCUUCCACUACAUGGAUAGCAUCUCAUUCCACCUGAAGCCGUCUGUUCUUGAAACGCUCAACAAUUCGUUCAGAUGAUGUUGAUUCUUCAAUAGAGGAAUACUGUGGAGCAGAGAACUUUCUAUAGAGGCUUUAACAUACUAUUGUCUCACCGAUCUUAGACUGGUUCGUUGAUUCAAGAAAUUGACACAUAGCACAAGCUGAAACAUGACGUCGUGAUCAUCAGACAACUGUGUCGCAAACCUAUUAUCAAUCCGAAUUGAACAUUUUAAAUGAGAUCAAACAACUACGUGCAUAAUUUCACUUGUAUAUUCAGAAACGGGUCUUAUAUUGGAAAAGUUAGAGUAUGUCUUGUGUGCUGAAUUUGUAAACUAUUUAUUCAUUAUACACAUGUAGGUAAAAAUUGAUUAUAAUUGUAAUAAUUGCAGAGUGAGGGCAUACGUGCCAAUACCUUAUGUAAUUCACCUUUAAAGUAUGAAGUAGUUAAAAUGUUCAUCUAUCACAUGUGAGGUGCACGGAAGAGACAUCUCUCUUCAGCUCUGUAUGCUGAUAUUGGUUAUGUGAGAAACUGUACAUGUGCUUUCAAUUUGUAUAGGCCUAUGCUACUGCUAAAUGUAUUUGCCUCCUUAAAUUAUCAUGUGGCGUCUGACCAAGCACUCACACCAACACUCAACACUAUGUUAUGAAGUCCUUCAAAUGUAUCAUAGAACCUCAUGGAAAAUUUAUAAGCAUGAUAUUGAUGAGAUG